Molecule: messenger RNA, 1182 nt
Organism: Exserohilum turcica Et28A
Lineage: Eukaryota; Fungi; Ascomycota; Dothideomycetes; Pleosporales; Pleosporaceae
Exons: 2
Coding region: 1-1182 (393 amino acids)
Biological process (GO): branched-chain amino acid metabolic process
Molecular function (GO): branched-chain-amino-acid:2-oxoglutarate transaminase activity
Source: RefSeq, a predicted model, not a curated record
AUGGAGUCGUUUCCCCCUCCCCCGGUCACUACGAUUGACUGGACCAAUAUGGACAAGAACUUCCAGGUUCAUGAAGUCAUAGUCAAUGGUCAUAUCGAGUCGACCUACUCGAAGCGCACUGGGAAAUGGAGUCCCCUCAGAUUCGUCACGGACCCAUACGUGAGGAUCCACGGCAUGUCGCCUGGGCUCAAUUACGGGCAGCAGGCGCUGGAAGGAUUUAAGGCGUUCCGCACACCUGGCACGCCCGGCGGCAUUGUCCUGUUCCGGCCGGACCGCAACGCCAUGCGGCUGCAGCACUCGUGCGACGUGCUCUCGAUGCCGAGGGUGCCUGUCGACAUGUUUCUGCGGGCGUGCCGGGCCGCCGUGGGGGCCAACGCUAGCUAUGUUCCUCCGCACGAGUCUGGGGGAGCGCUCUACGUGCGGCCGCAGGUGUAUGGGUCGAGCGCACACCUGGGGCUCAGCGCGCCCGACGAGUACACGUUCAGCGUGUUUGUGGUUCCGACGGGGGCGUAUCUGGGCACGCAGCCGGUCAAGGCGCUGAUUCUCGACGACUUUGACCGUGCCGCGCCCAAAGGCACCGGGCACGCCAAGGUGGGUGGAAACUAUGCCCCGGUGCUGCGGUGGAGUGACCAGGCGAGGGCCGAGGGCUUCGGCAUCACACUGCACCUGGACAGCGCGCGGCACGAGGAGGUCGACGAGUUCAGCACGUGUGGCUUCAUCGGGGUGCACUCGCGCGAUGGCGACGUGACGCUGGUGGUGCCGGACUCGCCGUGCACGAUUGACAGCGUCACCAGCGACAGCGUGCAGCACAUUGCACGUGACGUGGGCUGGCGGGUGGAGAAGCGGGCGGUCGGGUAUGCGGAGUUAGCCGGGUUUAGCGAGGUGCUUGGCGCCGGCACGUCGGUGGUGCUCGUGCCCAUCCGCUCCAUCACGCGCCGGCGGCCCACUGCGUGCCGCCAGCCGCCGCCCCACAACGCCAACGACAACGACAACGACCACGCUGACACCGUCAUAACCUAUCUCGCCGACGGGCAGCUGAGCGGCGGGCCCGUCUACUCCAGGCUGCUCGCGCAACUGGGCGCCAUCCAGCGCGGCAAGGCCCCCGACAAGUUUGGCUGGCUCGUCGAGGUGCGCGCAGAGGACCAGAACAUCGGCGGCGGGGACAGUACAGAGCUAGAGUAG